AUGGCCGAUUAUCUAUAUGAUCUUCUAGCCCCUCAUCUGGCCUCGACGAAGGCUGCCACCGCCCUCUCCGAUCCGGAUCGCGAUACAACCACCGCACAAUACCUGAAUCGUCUCCCUACGCUCUCCCUCCAAGCAUUACAAUCCACGGAACCUCAAUCCCUAACUCAGUCCUCUCAUUCUACCCUUCUGUCGCUGCAAGCUCUGUCAAAUCGCUCCCACAAGACCUUUGUCACCUCCGCAGAUGGCCUGUCCAAUCUCCGCGCGUCCAUCCCCCAGUUGGCCCGGAACGCACAGCAACUGCGAGAUGCGGUCCCGAAACUCGAUGAAGAGGCAGUCCGAUUCUCGUCCAAAUACAGCCGAGCAGCGGAGAAUGUCGCUAUGGAGCAACGGAAGAAGGUGAUGCAGCUGGCGCGGAAUGUCGACCGGUUGUCCGAUAUCCUCGAGCUCCCCACGCUGCUCGCAACAGCUGUCUCUUCCGCGGCCGCUAAUUCGGCAACGACAGGCAGCUCGGUCUCCACGACGUAUUCUACGGCAUUGGAUCUGUACGCGCAUAUCAAGCGGUUACAGACACUCUAUCCCGAUUCCCCGCUCAUCAAAGAUGUAGUCUCCCAGGCUGAGGAUGCUAUGAAGGACAUGACGUCGAAUCUGAUUGCAGGUCUUCGGGCACAGAACUUGCGACUAGCAGCUGCUAUGAGGACGGUGGGUUGGCUGCGUAGGGUGGCACCAGAACUGGAUAACCUCCACCACGAAGGAUCACCGGCUGCGGCGGAGGGCGCAUUGGGGGCUAUUUUCCUGAUCUGCAGGCUGGCGAAUUUGAUCACGAUGCUAGAAGCUCUGGAUCCUCUACGGGAGCUGGCCGAUCAGGAGACACAGCGCAGGGCUCCAAACACAGACAAGAAGAAUGGGGCGACGGGGACCUGGUCCGAAGGACACCAGACGGAGAAGUAUCUGAAACGGUAUAUCGAGAUCUUUCGCGAGCAGAGCUUUGCAAUCGUCUCUCUCUACAAAAACAUCUUCACUCCAGAUCAAUCGGAGUCAGAGCUCGCCGUGACCGGCUUACGGGGCAUCGAUGCGCGGAUCAAAGCUGCGGCAUCGCGACCCUCUCACCCAGAGGAUCCACUCCAGUGUCUUCCACCGGCACUUGCUACCUUCCCAAUGCACCUAAUACAACUGUUGACGGACACCUUGCGCACCUAUCUCCCCAAUGUCCGGGAUAAAAGCUCCCGAGAGAGUCUCCUGACCCAGGUCUUGUACUGUGCUGCCAGCUUGGGUCGACUAGGGGGUGAUUUUGGCAUGAUUCUGACCGAGCUCAGCGAGGCAGCGGAUGAGGAGCAAGAGGACGACGAUGCCGAUGACGAUGACUUGGCUUAUGAAUGGGAGGAAGUGACUCGGAAACACAGAGCCUUGGCAGGACGCUUAGAGCAGCUGACAGGAGGUGCAACUCCCGGGUCCUCGGCCAAAGGACAUUCGUCGCGACAAGCCUUGCCUACGCAAGGAGAUAUUUGA
This is a messenger RNA of Aspergillus luchuensis, 1506 nucleotides long. Its product is annotated as Dor1-like family protein. The record is from RefSeq and is a predicted model, not a curated record. The coding region runs from base 1 to 1506 and encodes 501 amino acids. The transcript has a single exon. Gene Ontology annotation, biological process: cytoplasm to vacuole targeting by the Cvt pathway; intra-Golgi vesicle-mediated transport. NCBI's taxonomy places the organism in Eukaryota, Fungi, Ascomycota, Eurotiomycetes, Eurotiales, Aspergillaceae. Gene Ontology annotation, cellular component: COG complex.